Musa acuminata subsp. malaccensis (wild Malaysian banana) is the source of this 1677-nucleotide messenger RNA. RefSeq names its product protein CHLOROPLAST ENHANCING STRESS TOLERANCE, chloroplastic. Lineage: Eukaryota; Viridiplantae; Streptophyta; Magnoliopsida; Zingiberales; Musaceae. Gene Ontology annotation, biological process: photosystem I assembly; response to photooxidative stress. Gene Ontology annotation, cellular component: chloroplast thylakoid membrane. The record is from RefSeq and is a predicted model, not a curated record.
CCCAUAUACCAUCGGAUAAGCCGGUGGCUUCCUCUCCCGCUUUCCUCCCGUUUCGCUCCCCACCACCACUCUCCCCACCGCAAUCCAUCAAAAUUGAUGGCUCUUUCUCUCUCGUCGCCGCCCUUCAAGACCCCCGCUCUCCUCCACCACGGGAGCCCCCGGACGUAUCUCUCUCCUCUCCUUGGGACCCGUCGUCCCUCCGUCUCCUUCUCCCCCUCCUCCGAUCGCCCCCUGCGCCUUCGCUUCCACAGACUCCACAGCCAGAGACUCGUCGCCUCCGUCGGAAAGGAGGAGACGGAGCUCCGCGUCGCCGGCGAUGAGCUGUCCGACGCUAGUCCCGAGGACCUCGCAUGCGUUCGAGAGAUUCAAAGAGUUUUGGAGCUGCUCAAGAAGAACAGAGACAUGCUCUUUGGUGAGGUUAAGUUGACAAUACUGAUUGAGGACCCUAGAGAUGUUGAACGUAAGAGAUUGCUUGGAAUAGAGGACCCAGAUGACGUCACCAGGGAGGACUUGGUUGCUGCCUUGGAAGAUGUGAAUGAAGGGAGGAUUCCAAAAAACCGUGUAGCACUUCAGUUGCUUGCAAAGGAGAUGACUGAAUGGCCUGAUCUUGAGGUUGAAGCAUCAAAGAAGAGUAGGCCUAGCAAAUCUCUUUAUGCGAAGGCCACAGACACAGGAGUUGAUCCAGAAGUAGCUGCAAAGAGGCUUGAUAUAGACUGGGAUUCGGCUGCUGAUAUCGAACUUGAAGAAGAGGAGGUUGAGAUUGAAGUGCCACCAGCAGUGGGAUAUGGCGCUCUCUACUUGGUGACUGCAUUGCCAAUUAUAAUUGCUGUCUCGGUUAUACUAAUCCUGUUCUACAAUUCUCUGCAGUAGUAAUUUGGCACAACCUUUUGUCGUAAAGUCAACUGCUGCCAACUAGAUUAGCAGCAGAUUGAGUACUGCAUUCUUUUUCGACGACAUAUUAUUUGUACUAGAAUUGUGUUUUUCCUUUCUCCCCUCUUCCCCCCCCCCACCCCCCCUCUUGUCCAGCCAUGUAACUAAAAGCUCAUAUUGGCUUCGGCUUCCGAUGCCCAAACCAGGUAAAGUCUCAUUCUGUUAUGUGUGCAUUUUAUACUCUCCCUUUCUGAAAGGAAAGAAGAUUUAUAGCACAUGCAGACAAAUGGAUUUCAGAGGUGAAAAAAAAUUAUUGACAGAUGGGAUAGUAUGAGAAGUUCUUAGAGGCAUUUUGUUAUUUGGGACUACACUACGCAUGAAGAGGAAGGAGUCACCCCGAGUUCAUUGCUCCGGUGUCUGCAUGAGGCAAAAUGCUGGCGCUCUGCUCUUAUCUUAGCACCACAGACAUACUGUACUGAAGCAAUCAAGUGCUGCAGUUGCUGUUGUCUCGUCAGCCAUUCCCCCUUUCCUUGGCAUGUGAGCAUUCCUCAACAAAAUGUGCAAGCCAAGGGCCUACCAAGGCUGCUGCUGACAGAGUAGGAGACCAAACACUUGGGCGGGCGAAGACAUCAAGAUGAGCCAGUGUUUAUGGUUGUCUCCCCCUCAUUAAUGCUGAAUUAAAUCGUGUUCACCUUCUUUGUAUGAAAGCUGAUAAGAACAGAUACGAUGAUUAGUGUCGUGAUUAGAUGUUUUCCAACCUCAAGAAACUCGGUGGAAGUGUGCAAUUUAAUGCGACUUAUCGAUAAA